AGAACCUUAUUGAUCAGAGAGAAAGAAAAAGGUUUUUCCGAACUCUUCCAAGUCCAAGCUUUACAGAAACUAGACUUGGCAAAUUCAGAAUUAGUCUAAUUGUGAGGUUGCACCGAUUUCUCUAGGCAGAUUUCUCUAGGCAGCAGUUGAUCGGAGAAAAGAUGCAACUUUGGGGGCAAAUCAUCUGCUAAUUCUGAUAUUAUGAGGACGUCUGUCAGAUAAUAUAUAUAUAUAUAUAUAUAUUUUUUUUUUUAAAAGGAAAAGAAAAAGAAAGGAGAGAAGAAGAAGACAAGAAAACAAAUAGCUCUACUUAUUUAGUCAUGGAGCCUUUAUGGAAACUUUUGUAUUUGCUGGAGCCUGCUCCUAUUUCACUAAUUGUGACUGCAGUAGCUGUGACUUUCGGAUCUGCAUUUCGUGCUCUCAAUUAUGGAAAAGAAAUGGAGCACAAUCGUGACUUAUCAGAAGCAUCAAUUACAUUAGAUCGGUCCCAAGCGCUCAUGAUUCCAGUAAUGAGCUCUUUUAGUUUGCUUAUGAUGUUUUAUCUGUUCUCUUCAGUCUCACAACUCCUCACUGCAUUCACAGCUAUAGCUUCUGCUUCAUCCCUUUUUUUCUGCCUAUCUCCAUAUGUAGCCUAUUUAAAGUCUCAGCUUGGUUUGGCUGACCCAUAUGUGUCGCGGUGCUGUUCAAAGUCAUUUACUCGCAUCCAAGGGCUUUUACUCUUUUUCUGUGUUGGUAUAGUUGCCUCUUGGCUUGUUUCUGGGCAUUGGAUAUUAAACAAUUUGUUGGGCAUCUCUAUAUGCAUUGCCUUUGUUAGCCACGUGCGUCUACCAAACAUCAAAAUCUGUGCAAUACUCCUUAUUUGUUUGUUCGUAUAUGACAUAUUCUGGGUAUUCUUCUCCGAGAGGUUUUUCGGGGCGAAUGUCAUGGUUUCAGUUGCAACACAACAAGCAUCGAAUCCUGUUCACACUGUUGCUAAUAGUCUGAGUCUUCCUGGGUUGCAAAUGAUAACAAAGAAGCUGGAGUUGCCUGUGAAGAUUGUCUUUCCCAGGAACUUGUUUGGUGGAGUGAUUCCCGGAAGAAAUGCCUCAGACUUCAUGAUGCUUGGUCUUGGUGACAUGGCGAUUCCUGCCAUGCUUCUGGCAUUGGUCCUCUGGUUUGAUCAUCGAAGGACCAGAGAUACAGUCACUCUCUUGGAGCUGCAUUCUUCAAAGGGGCACAAGUACAUUUGGUAUGCCCUUCCUGGUUAUGCCAUCGGACUGGUUACGGCUUUGGCGGCUGGUGUUUUGACUCAUUCCCCUCAACCUGCUCUACUUUAUUUGGUGCCUUCUACACUGGGACCAGUUAUUGUCAUCUCUUGGAUAAGGAAGGAGUUAGCAGAGUUAUGGGAUGGACCCAUGCCCAACCUCUCCGACAAAGCUCAUCAGAUAGAAGUUUGAACCGUUUAUCCUUUGUUUACUAGGAGCGCAUACUGCUCUGCCAGCCAAUUGAAUAUUGUAAAUUCUCUUGGAAAACCUAAAAGGAAAUUGGCAAUCAAUGGUUAUUCUAUUGUAUCCCAUUUUCGGCUUUACAUUUUGCCUUUCAAAUGCCCAGAUUACUAAUGAAAGAAGUAGAGGUAUCAGUGAAUCA
This is a messenger RNA of Morus notabilis, 1626 nucleotides long. RefSeq names its product signal peptide peptidase-like 1. The coding region runs from base 321 to 1436 and encodes 371 amino acids. Gene Ontology annotation, molecular function: aspartic endopeptidase activity, intramembrane cleaving. Gene Ontology annotation, cellular component: Golgi-associated vesicle membrane; cytoplasmic side of endoplasmic reticulum membrane; lumenal side of endoplasmic reticulum membrane. The transcript is spliced from 5 exons. Lineage: Eukaryota; Viridiplantae; Streptophyta; Magnoliopsida; Rosales; Moraceae. Gene Ontology annotation, biological process: membrane protein proteolysis. The record is from RefSeq and is a predicted model, not a curated record.